AUGCCGGUGAUACAAUAUAUAAGAGCCUCCGUAUCCAGUCCAGUCAACCAGUAUGCCAGAAUCCUGUUCAGUAGUAAUACGGGCUACUGUGUAAUGGAGCUAUCCAAGGAAUCUUGUGGUGAUGAUAUUAGCGAUAUCAGUGAGGGAGCCGAAGAGAAGAAGAUAAAAGAGAAAAAAGAUACUACUUCAACUAGCAAGUCUAUUAUUGUUAAAAUAGAAAACCAUAUCCAUUCCAAUGAUGAAAAUGUGGCUUUGAGAAAGUUGGUUAAUAUAACGCCUGAGACUAUAUCAAAAAAACAACGUUAUUGUUAUUAUUCGUCCAAUAUGUCACCUGUAGAGUUCACAUCUGAAAAUCCAUAUUGUCGUUUCAAAGUAGUUUGCUAUACAAAAAUUCCCAAUUAUCGUAAUGAAGAUGGUAUUGUGCAAAUUAUAAUUGGAAGGGGCCUUUCAGAAGUGGAGAGAGAUUCAACGUGCAUCUACCACCAUAGUCAUAUGUUAAGAGCAUCAUACAAUUCAAUUUUUAAGAUUAUUCCAAUGUUGACUUUAACUGAACAACAAAUGAAGAAAUAUCUUGAUACACCGCAAAGAGGAAUUGAUCCAGCAUUGUGGGAACUGGGCAAGCAAAAAAAUCCUGACCCAAAGAAAUUGAUACCUGUUGUAAAAGUGGGAUUUCAGGAAUUACAGAAACAGUUCAAGUAUCAAGAAGAAUAUGGUAAUAAAAUUCAUAAUAGUAUGAAGAAUAUUAUGGAUGAUAUAAGACAAUUAAGUUGUAUGCAGACGACAAUUAAAGUUACCAUUCAGAAUUUUAAGUUGAAACAGACAAAUAUAAUGCGCCGAGUUCUAAAAUUGGUGUCAGCACAAGAGGUUGAAAGGAAAAAAAAUCUACCACUAGAAGAAAUAGAGGAUCAGAUUCGACUGCGAUUAGAAAACUUGUAUAUGCAGCUGCAGGACCUCAAGGGAUGUUUGAAUGAACUAAUGGCUCAGUCUAUAAAGCCUGGUAGUUUUCCGCGAGCCCAACGGUAUGGACUGGUUGUUGACAAAGUGCAGGAUAUAUUACAAUACCUAAAAUGGCAGCAGGAUGCACUUCAGGCUAUAGUUAACAUACUUAAGGAAGAUAUACAAGUGGUCGUUAACAUAAAGAAGAACAUCAGCUAAGUUUUGAGAGUUAAGGAAAUUGGCUAACCGUCAACCAACUUCCCCAAACCACAUUCAAACAUUGGUAAUUAACCCUAUCAUUGUUUAACACCUCCCUCCACCCUUUCAGGGAGGGUAUGAUGCUACACUGAAUUUUUUUUUGUUCGUAACUAGCAACACACAUUGAACUGAUGAUAUUUCACUCUCUCAGGGAGGGUAUGAUGCUACACUGAUUUUUUGUUUGUAACCCGCAACACACACAUUGAA
Procambarus clarkii (red swamp crayfish) is the source of this 1401-nucleotide messenger RNA. The record is from RefSeq and is a predicted model, not a curated record. Lineage: Eukaryota; Metazoa; Arthropoda; Malacostraca; Decapoda; Cambaridae.